GAUCCACUUCAACCCCUACCGUUCUUGCAAAGCUUUCUCUUGCAAAGCUUUCUUGGUUUGUCCACGUUAGGAGCCGUCCAACGUUCUUCCCUUAUCUUCUUCCUCGAUCUCUCUCAUUCGCUCUUAUUUCGGAGAGUGAGAGGGGUAAAAUGGCGGCAGCUCUGGUGGGGCACUCGGCGCUCUUCUUCGCGAGGACCGAGGGAUUGAAUUCUUCUUCUCCUAAGGUUGGGGUUAGGGUUAGGGUUUGGAGCGUCAGGGCUUCGCUACCCUCCAAUCAGUGCUCGAUGCUAGGGUUCGGGAGGUCCCAGUUGGGCGGUGCCAGGAUCGGCAUCUCCCAAGCCCCCCCGCCCAAUCCCAUCCUUCCCAUUGCUCCCGUACGGCCCAUCGUUGCCCGUCGGGUAUGCCCUUUCACUGGAAAGAAGGCGAACAGGGCCAACAAGGUCUCCUUCUCAAACCACAAGACGAAGAAGCUGCAGUUUGUGAAUUUGCAGUACAAGAGGGUGUGGUGGGAAGCAGGGAACCGCUACCUCAAGCUGCGCCUGUCCACCAAAGCACUCAAGACCAUCGAGAAGAAUGGGCUGGAUGCUGUUGCUAAGAAGGCAGGAAUUGACCUCAGGAAAAAAUGAGCUCAUCAAACCACUUUUUUUUUUUUUUUUGUGCAUGCGUUGUUUGGACAAACCUUGGAUUUGCAUUAAAAGGUUGGUUCCCUCCGACCACAUCUAUUAGUCCCUGUGUCUUAACAUGGAUUCCACCUUACAUCAACCAGGCAGCCGAUUCACCCAA
Phoenix dactylifera (date palm) is the source of this 783-nucleotide messenger RNA. The record is from RefSeq and is a predicted model, not a curated record. NCBI's taxonomy places the organism in Eukaryota, Viridiplantae, Streptophyta, Magnoliopsida, Arecales, Arecaceae.